AUGGCAAAGGGUUACGGUUUAGACGAUGACAGCGAUGAAGAUAUCGUGCAAUUUGACCAAGUUUAUCAAGAUCAUAUCGACGGUGAUGCCGAUGCCCCACCAACUCUAUCUCUAUCUCUAGAUGGCCAUGGUGAUGACCACGGCAACGUCCACAGUGAUGACGAGGUUAUGCUCGACGACGACGACGACGACUACAAUCAUCUUCACAACGACUCGUCUUUCGCGUUUGAAAACACGUUCGACGGUCGUGAUAGACCUCAUUCAGAUAAAUUCCCUGCCACUCUCGGUUUACAGCCUCAGAGAGUACAUGUUAUGCAGACUUCUUUCUUCCACAACGACGACGACAACGAUGUGGGCGACGUCGAUACUAAGCGCGGUAUUGCCCCGCCCAAGCAACACCUCCCAAAGCUGGUACACAACACGCAACACGCAAAUCAUACAGAGCAUGACACACAAAACUCAGAUAUACAACCUACACCAUCUCAAUCACCCUUCAGACCUCCAAUUCUGCGUAAAUUCAAACACACUGACACCAUUUUCCCCAAUAAUGCCAUUUUUCAUGAUGAAAACUUAGCCCUAGGGAGGUCAUUUAGAGUUGGAUUUGAUAAUUUUGAUCAGUUCACUCAUAUAUCCUCUGUAUCACCCACUGCAGUCUCAUUCAGCAGCUUCUCGAGCCCCACAAGUAGCAUUCAGAGUAUAGAAAAGUCACUCGCACUGCAAUUGAAACACACCACCAUCACUUUCGAUGAGGGUGCUGAGAUACCAGCUGCAACAACCAGCCACACGCUCAGAUUCGCUAGCUUUGUCGAUACGUUCAACCUCGAUGACUUAUCCCACGAACCGUCGUAUUGGCGACUAGGAAGGGCGUUAUUCGACGAGAUAGAUGUGCGUCUCCCCGACGACGCUCCCGAUACCCUCCGAAACAGAGUGAUGGCGGUCCGUCGAAAGGAGGCACUCUCGCAAUGGCUACAGAGCACCUUAUCCCAAGUGGUGGAAUCGGAAAUGAAACAUACUGAUGCUGAACCAAUUGCACGUAUAUUCACUCUUCUCAGUGGACACCAAAUCGCUCGCGCCGCCCAUCUCGCAGCAAGCAACGGUGACUACAAACUAGCUACCCUAAUAACGCAGACACCUGGCGAUGCGCAAUACAGACACGACCUCACAACGCAGCUACAAAGAUGGAAAGAAUGCAAAGCUGAUGCGCAAAUAGACGGGGGUUACCGCAAGGUGUACGGGUUAUUAGCGGGUGUAGUGAAUAAUCUCGACGGCAAUAGUAGCUUCGACGCAGCUGACAAAGCGGAAGAAAUUAAUGUAUCUGAGGACUUAGAUUGGCUGAGAUGUUUCGGGCUGAGGCUGUGGUACGCGACGCUUGACGAGGAGGGAGUGAACGAGGCUGUGAGUGCGUACGACACAGCACAUAGCGAUGAGGAUGGUCGAUUCGUACCUACUGCUGCUCCGCCUAUCGCGCCUCACUUCCAUGUCCACUCCCACUCUACCAGCAAACAAGAACCCAUCGACGCUCUCUAUUCUCUCCUAAAACUAUUCAUCGACCCCGCGUACACACUCGAAAAAGCCCUCGAGCCUAUAGGAUUCACCAGCUCGAAAAUGGACUGGCGCGUUAGCUGGCAUGUCUACACUAUCCUCUCGCGCGUCCUGCGCGUGCGAGAUUUCGGCCGUUUUGCCGUGGGGCUGGAGGAAGAGGAAGGAGUAACGAGCGAGGAGCAUUCAGAGGAAGAAAAGGUAGUCCAAGGACAUUCGCAGAAGGCCGAUGGACUCACAGUGAGCUACGCCGCGCAAGUUGAGCAGAUGGGGCUAGCCGCGUGGAGUGUGUUCAUACUACUACACAUCGAGCUCGACGAGAUGCGAGAGUGGUCCGUGAAGGAGAGUCUAACGCGCAAUGUAGCAGGAUACACAGCGGCUGACGAGGCAUUCCUCACUGAAACCCUCCUUGUACCCGCCACCUGGCUGUUUAGGGCGAAAGCGACGCAUGCGCAGUACAAAGGCGACAGAUACGCGCAGUACAAGCUGCUGCUAGCGGCGGAGAUGCACAGCGAGGCACACGCGGUGGCGGUGGACGUGCUCGCUCCAGAGGCUAUUAUACGCGACGACCUCGCUCUUCUCAGACGCCUGCUCGAGCCACUGGUCACCGAAUCCGUCGAUGGCUGGGCUAGCAGGGGCAAGUUACUGUGGGAGUAUGUGGACGUCGUUGAGAAGGUCCCGCAGAUGGUCCUCGGCGGGGCUAGAGAGACGGCUGAUGCGGCUGAACGGACACACCUUCGCGACAUGUAUCGCAGACUGCCGAUACUGAUCAAGUCGUUAGGUGGCGUGUGGAAGGGAGACAGCGUGCAGUAUCAGAUAACGCUUUGUGAAAUGACAGAGAGGCUGCUCAAUAUGGAGAGAGUACUGCGCGGAUACAUGAGCACACCGCGCGAAUCGCAGAGUGACGUCAUGGACCCAUUCUACUCGUCCACCUCCACACACCUCCUCCUCACUGAAGGCGCCAGGCUCGGUUUGCUGGAGAAUGAGUCGUAUAGCGUAUUGAAGACGUCAUUAAUGUAA
Molecule: messenger RNA, 2559 nt
Organism: Wallemia ichthyophaga EXF-994
Lineage: Eukaryota; Fungi; Basidiomycota; Wallemiomycetes; Wallemiales; Wallemiaceae
Product: Nuclear pore complex protein Nup98-Nup96
Exons: 2
Coding region: 1-2559 (852 amino acids)
Source: RefSeq, a predicted model, not a curated record